Plasmodium gonderi is the source of this 4260-nucleotide messenger RNA. RefSeq names its product P-type ATPase4. Gene Ontology annotation, molecular function: P-type sodium:potassium-exchanging transporter activity; ATP hydrolysis activity; ATP binding. The transcript has a single exon. NCBI's taxonomy places the organism in Eukaryota, Apicomplexa, Aconoidasida, Haemosporida, Plasmodiidae. Gene Ontology annotation, biological process: sodium ion export across plasma membrane; intracellular sodium ion homeostasis; potassium ion import across plasma membrane. Gene Ontology annotation, cellular component: membrane. Bases 1 to 4260 code for a protein of 1419 amino acids. The record is from RefSeq and is a predicted model, not a curated record.
AUGAAUUCAGAAAAUACACAGAACGAUUCAAAUAACUCAGAACCGAAGGCGGGAAUUGACAACAACAACAGAAAAAAAGACCAUGAAAUAAUAAACAACGUAUCUAGGAAGAAAAAUGACAAUGUAUCGAUUAUCCAAGAUGUGGAAAUAAUCAAUGACAAACCCAAAGGAAGAAACGAAGAAAAUAAGGAAGAAAGACAGAAGAAAGAAAGUGUAAACAUUUCUCAAAAAGGUAACGAUGGACAAUUGGGCAGAAGGGAAGGGUUAACUAGACAGGAAGAAGUGACGAAGAAGAAAGAAGAAGUGACGAAGCAGAAGGAAGAAAUAUCGAAGCAGAAGGAAGAAGUAUCGAAGCAGAAGGAAGAAGUGACGAAGCAUAAGGAAGAAGUGACGAAGAAGAAAGAAGAAGUAUCGAAGCAGAAGGAAGAAGUAUCGAAGCAUAAGGAAGAAGUGACGAAGAAGAAAGAAGAAGUAUCGAAGCAGAAGGAAGAAGUAUCGAAGCAGAAGGAAGAAGUGACGAAGCAUAAGGAAGAAGUGACGAAGAAGAAAGAAGAAGUAUCGAAGCAGAAGGAAGAAGUAUCGAAGCAGAAGGAAGAAGUAUCGAAGCAGAAGGAAGAAGCAACAAAGAUGAAGGACGAACCAGCAAAGCUGAAGGACGAACCAACAAAGCUGAAGAAAAAAAGCUCGAAAUUGAUAGAACCCAUGAAGAAGAACGAAGAAGAGAAGAACCCAGUUGGGUACAACCAUGAUGCAAUGGAAAGUAUUGAAAAUCUCUGCAAAGAGUUCGACUUGAAAGACCUCAGCUCCGGGUUGACAAUAGAACAAGUAAAAAUAAACAGAGAAAAAUAUGGAGAAAAUUACAUUGAAAAAGAGGAUGCUAUGCCAUUGUGGCUCAUAUUCUUAUCACAAUAUUGUAGCCCUGUUGUAAUGUUACUACUUGUUGCUGCAACAGCUAGUUUAAUAUUAAAUGAAAUUGUAGAAGGAGUUGCUAUUAUUAGUAUAGUUACACUAAAUGCAUGUUUGGCAACUUAUAUGGAGAAAUCAUCAGGUGAUGCAAUAGCAAAAUUAGCAGAAAUGGCAUCUCCUCAAUGCACAGUUUUACGAAAUGGACAAAAGAUUUUAAUUCCAUCAAGGGAAGUUGUUGUUGGGGAUGUUGUUAUAAUAAAUACUGGAGAUUCCAUAUCUGCUGAUUUAAGAUUAAUAGAAGUAAUAGAAUUAAAAACAAAUGAAAGUUUAUUAACAGGAGAAUCUGAAGAUAUAAAGAAAACACUUAUACCUGAUGAUUACACUACACCCUUUGCAACAAAUCUAUGUUUUGCUACAACCUCUGUUACAAAUGGUUCAGGAAGAGGUAUAGUAACAGCAACAGGUUUAGAAACACAAGUAGGAAAAAUUGCUUCUCAAUUGAAGAGAUCAAGUAAAGGUAGUAAAUUAACCCCUCUACAAGUAUCAUUAAAUAAGUUAGGAGGAUUAAUUGGUAUGAUUGCCAUUAUAGUGUUAAUAUUCAUUAUUACAUUAGCAGUUCUUAUUAAUUAUAGAGAUCCUGCACAUGCAGAUAAGGACCCACUAUUAGUAAUAAUUAUAAUAGGUGUAGGUUUUGCUGUUUCUUCAGUUCCAGAAGGAUUACCAAUGGUUGUAACUAUAACUUUAUCAGCAGGUGCAAAAGAUAUGGUAAAAAAAAAUGCAAAUGUUCGUAAAUUACCAGCUGUAGAAACAUUAGGUUGUUGUUCAGUCAUCUGUUCAGAUAAAACAGGAACAUUGACAGAAGGAAAAAUGACAGCAAUCAAUGUUGUAACAUUUUCAAAAAAUUCUACACUAAGUGAUGAAAAUAAUAAAUUAGUGAAAACUUUUGAUUUUUAUCCAACAAAAGGAUUUGAACCAUAUGGUGGUAUUUUUGACUCCAAUGAAUUAACAAGUGAAAUAAAAAAAAAAAUUGUUAUUGCGAAAAAUCAAGGUAUACCUUAUGAUUCCAUUUUGUAUAACUAUGGAAAUCCAGAAUAUGAUUCCAUAGAUGUAAAGAAAAUAAGAUCACUCAUGCUUGCUGCAUAUCUAAAUUCAUACGAUACCACAUUGACAAGAGAUUCCAAAACGUCAAAAUGGGCCAUACAUGGAAAUAUGAGUGAAGGCCCUAUAGUAGUGGCAGCAGCAAAAGCAGGUUACAGUUUUAUCACAAACGAGAAUCAUAAUUUGUGUGAAAUGGAAUACACACGAUUAGACGAUUUGGAAGUAACUUUUAAUUCAUCCAGAAAAAUGAAAAUUACUUUUUAUAAAUUGAAAACAGAAAACGAGUUUGAAUAUAUACAUCUAGAAGGAGGAAAUAUAAAAUUUACACACAUUGCAUUAAUAAAAGGUGCUCCGGAUAAAUUGUUAAAUCGAAGCACACACUUGUUAGAGGAUUCAAGUAAAGGUCCUAAAAUUUGUUGGGAAAAAAAAAUUACAGAAAAUGAAAAAGAAAUCUUAGCUAAAAAAAAUUUAGAAUUAUCACGAAAGGCAUUACGAGUAUUGGCAGUUUGUGUUAAGCCACUUACUGCUGAACAUAUUACAUUGUUAAAAAAUUUAAAUGAUGCAGAUGAAAGAUUGAACUUUGUUAAUUCAAAUGAGUACAGUGGAUACAUACCACUUGGAUAUAUAGCCUCUUUUGAUCCUCCAAGAUCAGGUGUUAAGGAAGCAAUUCAGACAUGUAGAGAUGCACAAGUAAAGGUUAUUAUGAUCACUGGUGAUCAGAAACCAACGGCCAUUGCUAUAGGUAAGCUUAUUGGUCUCACAAAUGGAAAUUCUCAAAUGAAAGGAGAAAACGAGAAUGGAGAAUUUCAUAGUAAAGAAGAAGAGAAGGAGGAGGGCGACGACAACGACGACGAGGAAAACUCGUACAAUAUCGAAGCAAUUGAAUGUUCAGAGUUACACAUCAAUAAGAACCCAAAUGAACCCGUAUUACCAGACGAAGAGUUAGAUAAAUUCACAGAUAAAAUAGUUAUAUACUCGCGAGCCCAACCAGAGGAUAAAAUUACAAUCGUUCAAUCUUUGAAAAGAAAAGGAUAUCUUGUGGCAAUGACAGGAGAUGGAGUAAAUGAUGCACCAGCUUUGAAAGCAGCAGAUAUUGGAGUUGCAAUGGGUAUUAACGGAACAGAAGUAGCGAAAGGUGCAUCUGAAAUGAUUUUAAUUGAUGAUAACUUCUGUACAGUUGUUAGUGCAAUAGAUGUAGGAAGAACAAUAUUUUCAAACAUACAAAAAUUUGUUUGUUUCUUACUUGGUACAAAUAUAGGAGAGAUCCUUUACCUUUCCAUUGCAAUAGCUGCACAGAUGCCAUUCCCAUUAGAGGCUUUACAAAUUUUAUUUUUAAAUUUGAUGACAGAUGGAUGCCCAGCUGUCGCUUUGUCACGAGAACCUCCAAAUCAUGAUAAUAUGAAAACACCACCAAGGCCUAAGAAAAAACCUAUUAUGACAAAAAGAUGGUGGUUCUACGGAAUCAUACCACAUACUAUAUUUGAAGCAUUAUGUGUUCUUUUGUCAUUAGCACUCUCUUUAUAUCUGUGCACAGGAAAUUACACUCUUAAUGAUAUUCACAAUUCUUGCAAAACUGUACACUUACCUGAAAUAAUUAAUGGGCAAAUAAAACACGAAUUUAAAUAUUUUUGUAGAACAUAUGAGUAUAGAAUUUCCCCUGAAUAUGUUGGAUGGGUAACGAAUAUCAAUUUUUGGCAUCCAAAAAAAAAGAAAACUGUUACAUUUUGGGGUGCUGCUAAAGGAAAGAUAGAUAAUAUAAGUCCCCAAUCAAAUGAAAUACAUCCACAUAUUAGAACUAUUAUGGAAGAUGGAUGUCCUGAAAAUUUAAUGCAAGAUGAUUGGGGAUGGUGUAAACCACGUGAUGAUGCUACUGUGAGAGGAAAAGAUGAUAAGAUAGAUGGAACAUUUCCUAAAAAUUUUGAAGACGUUGCAUCUAAGGGAUCAAAAAGAGGUAGAACUAUGGCAUUUAUAUCCGCUAUUUGGUGCGAAAUGCUUAGAGCUUACACUGUUAGAAGUUGGGAACCAUUUUACAAAGUCUUUAAUAGAAACAUGUGGAUGCAUUUAGCAUGUAGCAUUUCAGCCACCAUGACAUUCUUGUCUACAUGCAUACCUGGAAUUACUUCCGUUCUUAACACUACUUGUUUACUGUGGUGGCAAUACCUCUUUGGCAUCUCGUGGGCAGUUCUCAAUUUAAUUCUAGACGAAAUUAUUCCAAAGGUUAUGUAUCGUAGAAAAUAUAUGUCUGUCAAGAGUUGA